Bipolaris sorokiniana ND90Pr is the source of this 2697-nucleotide messenger RNA. RefSeq lists its product as uncharacterized. NCBI's taxonomy places the organism in Eukaryota, Fungi, Ascomycota, Dothideomycetes, Pleosporales, Pleosporaceae. The coding region runs from base 1 to 2697 and encodes 898 amino acids. The record is from RefSeq and is a predicted model, not a curated record. The transcript has a single exon.
AUGGCUCAAACAGCGAUGCCACGACACCGCGCUACACAGUCGCAGUCUGGCAUUGGUGCGCCCCUGUACCAGCGUCGACAUCAAUCAAAUGCCGGGCCCAUUGAGCUUAUUCCUAACCCAGAGUUCUCGUUUCCCAUGCGAGACCCAGACACCGUCUCCUCAGCUCCUGCGCCAGCAAACUCGCGACCAAUGUCACUACAAGCCUAUCCGUCCGGCCGUAGAGGGUCGAUGCCACACUACAGGCAAAAAUCAAUCAAUGCCCUGCCAGACUUUUCCUUCAAUCCUGCCGGAACACCAAAGCCCGCCAAAGAGCCCUCACCACCAGUAUCACCCAAUACGCUGGGUGUGCCAAUAUCGCCCUCGAAGCCGUCUCACGGACACAAACGCGGAGGAAGCGAAUUCAUUGGUGGUGACAUCCGGCCUGGAGGCACCGCAUUGAAAAGCAGCAGCCCUACCAAGGGCGAGGACGUUCUUCCUGCACCAAGCUCGACACUACGCCCAGGUCCUCCACCAGGCCGACGUGGACACGCUCACCGUCGUUCAGGCGCUGUUUCCUCUCAUGACUUGACCUCGAUUAUGAGCCCUCCUGUAGCACCAGCUGGCAGCGCACCCAACACACCCUCUGAGGGCAACCCGUUUGCACCCGGUCACAAAUUCAACAGGUCUAUUUCUCAACCCUCGCUACGCGACCACAGGUCUGACGACGAUCCGGCGCGGCCACCGUCCAGAGCACGAGUGACGUUCUCUGAUAGAAUCGAGACCAUCCGUCCGCUCUCGACCAUUUCUUCCGAGACAGAGACAUCUCUGUCUACUCUCCGCGGUCAUUCUGCAGCAAACAGUCUUUCGUCAAUUGUUAGCGGCAACGCUCCGGCGCCUCCUCGAGCAGCACGCCCCUCGCUGAACACAGUUCAAGACGAAGAUCGACCCAGCACGGCGGGCAUGGUACUGGACAAGUUUAUCAGCGGCAAACUGAACGGCGAGGUCCUUGAGCGCAAACGACCCGUCUCAGCAGUCUCACUAACUCCAUCUGCUGCGCCCACUCCCACUCCCACUCUCAAAGCACAGGCCAAACGACGAAGUCUUUUCCACCACAAGGAUACGCAAAAAGUUGAUAACUCGUUUCCGACUCUUCCUACUAGCGCAUCUGACCCUGCCCUCUCCAAGUCUUUCGAUGCAACCUUGCCCUCACCCAUGUCUGAGAACGACGAGUCUACAAAAGACUCUGGAAAACCCAAAUCCGCCUCCCGCAAGGGCAGCCACAAACCCCGUAAAGUCAAGUCUUGGGCAAAUUCAAUCAUCACUCGCAAGGGAAAGCACGGCAAGAAGUCGAAAGCACGCUCCCCGACGCCACCACCCAAUGCUGUUGUUGAUGAUGACGAGUCGGAUGAGUCAGAGGAAAUUGACUUUGAGCCCAACUUUGAUGAGGAUACGACUGUUACAAUCGUAUCCCCCAGUGAAACCCCUGCGGCUCAAGUAACGGUAGAUACCAGCUAUGCGUCCUGGCAACCUCGCCCACUGCAACGCGUCGACUCUGACAUUAUGAGCCCGGUUAUCGACCUGGAUGCCGCGCUUGGACCCUUCAACACUCCCAACGGCUCUAGCCCCCGCAUGAACCAGCGUGGAUUUUCAGCGCAUCGACGAGCCAUGCACAGUGCUAAUGGCAUUGCGCCUUCGCAUCGAAGGACAGAAAGCGCGCCGGAAUUGGUGCCUUUCGAGAACCGAUCGUCUGUCAUUGCGAAUACUUCGCCCAUGGCUGAUGUCUUUGAAGAAGAGGAGCCUGAAGACGAAUUGACCAUUCCCGCAAAGGCGACCAAGACAAGGCCAGCUACUGCAGACCCUUCAGAGCUCAAGAUUUCGGUGGUGGAAGCCGAUUCGAAACAAGAAGGGCCUGGAAUCAACUGGACCUUCAAGGAUGGACUUGGUCUUAACAGGAGGCCAAAAGCGCACAAGGUUGACUCCUCGGAGCCAUUGUCUCCUCGGGCAACAUCACCUGCUGAUGACCGCACCGAGGACAAUGACCCAUCACCGCAGGAAUCUGAACCUGUCCAAGUCGUAGAAGACUACGAGGAGCCCCGAACAUCAUCCCUCACACAUUCUUCCGAUUCCACUGUUACCGCUCAAACAACCGAAGAUACACCCAAGCAACGUCAGCCUGUCAUGAACUUGACACUUCCUCUUCACCAGCAGAGUAUGAUGACCCCCGACACGAUCGCAUCGUCCUUUUCAUCGCCAGACUAUCGGUCCAGCCAAAUUUUCGAUACUGAGCGUAGAGGCACUGCAACCUCUUCAAUGACCGAUUACCCUGUCAUGCCAUCUCCUCGCUUUGGCGAACCUGGUCCAGAAGUCCGCAUUUCUACAGAAGUGCCGUCUUUGACAUCUUCGCGGUCAACGAUGACUAGUGCGAUGCAGGGCGGUUUCCCACUUGUUAGCCCGCAUCGAUUCGGUGAGCGCACGUCGUCUCUAUCUUCUGAUCCCAGUGAGAUGGAGUCUCGGCGUCGCAAGCGUUCCAGCAUUGCGAGUCUGUCUCGUUUGAUGGGCACUUCAUCCUCGAACAGCGAACGCAGUAAGCUUUCGAUUGAGCAACGCCCGCAAUCAGAACAUCGCGAGCCUUCUCGCGAAAAGAAGAAGAAGAACAUCGGCAGCAGACUGAGAAAGUUCUUCCAGUACACCAGGGAACCUUCUCCAUCCAAAUCCUGA